Molecule: messenger RNA, 605 nt
Organism: Phodopus roborovskii (desert hamster)
Lineage: Eukaryota; Metazoa; Chordata; Mammalia; Rodentia; Cricetidae
Gene: Pfdn6
Product: prefoldin subunit 6
Exons: 4
Coding region: 138-521 (127 amino acids)
Biological process (GO): protein folding; chaperone-mediated protein complex assembly
Cellular component (GO): prefoldin complex; cytoplasm
Molecular function (GO): protein-folding chaperone binding
Source: RefSeq, a predicted model, not a curated record
AGGAAGAGCUGCGGUGCCUCAGGGAGCUGCUGAUAGGAAGUGCUGUCCUCCCGCAGGGCCAGAGGGGGCAGCUCGGGUGCCUGCCUUCCAUCGCUCGAGACCCAGAGCCCCCCGCCCUGUAGGCUCGCACCUCCACCAUGGCCGAACUCAUCCAGAAGAAGCUGCAGGGAGAAGUGGAGAAAUACCAACAGCUGCAGAAGGACUUGAGUAAAUCCAUGUCAGGGAGGCAGAAGCUCGAGGCACAGCUAACAGAAAAUAACAUCGUGAAGGAGGAACUGGCCCUGCUGGAUGGAUCCAACGUGGUCUUCAAGCUCCUGGGACCCGUGCUUGUCAAGCAGGAGCUAGGGGAGGCUCGGGCCACGGUCGGGAAGAGGCUAGACUACAUCACAGCAGAGAUUAAACGCUACGAAUCGCAGCUUCGGGACCUUGAGCGGCAGUCAGAGCAACAGAGGGAAACCCUUGCUCAGCUACAGCAAGAGUUCCAGCGAGCCCAGGCAGCAAAGGCUCCUGGGAAGGCCUGACCCCAUGGAAGGGGGAGGGGAGGGAGGGAUGAGGCAGCUCCAGGGUCUACAUUAGAAUAGCCAAUAAAAUGUAAACAAAGCCAA